CAGCAGAUUUGCUUGAAACAUUCGGGAGAGGCUGUUGAAAAUCAUUGAUCUCAAAGCCAGGCACAAGUCUUGCCUGUCAGAUGCCAAAAAUAGAAGAACCUGCUAGUUGGAAUUGUCUAAUGACCCAAUUUAUGGCUCAAACUCCAAUGUAAGAGAGGCUAAAUCUCACCAGCAAUUUGUCUACAGUUUGAGCCAAGCCUUCACCAGGGUUGUGCUCAUAGAUCAUUUCUUGGAAAAGUGGACGAUUUUCAGCCAGUAUUUUGGAUUAUUCGCCAGUCAGGUUGUUCCCGGCAAGUAGACAGCUGACUGGUGGAUAAGGCAUCAGUCUGCUCAGAGUGCAGUGCAAGCAGCCGUCAGUCAGGGCAGAGCAGACGACAGGGUGAAAGAUUGGGUCAGUGUUUGAGGCACAGUCCCGGAUUAGAAUGGGAGCAGAGGAAAGCCGGAAUGGAAACUACGGUUUGAUGGGAGCGAGUGCAGUGGUAGCUAAUAUGAACAGACAGGCUGUGAAGGCUCGGGCCUGGUCACUCUUACACCAGUGCUCGCUUGACCAGUGGAAGGGAGGACAUGCAGAAGCAGCGGGUUUCUCAGAGACAACAAUGUUGUGCAACGGUGUCCUGUAUAAGGACUGCAGUUUGACAUUCUGUACCAGUAGACAGGGUAUUAUCAAUAUCAACAAAUCUGGACCACUCUUCAGCUUUCGGAGGAAGAGUAAAUUUACCAAAAUGGCCGAGCACUUUGAGUACAACCACAUCCCUGCUCACCUCUCCUCCAUCCAGAACUUUCAUGUCAAGAGUGUGCUGUGUUAUAAGAGCAACACAGUCGUGCUACAUCUAGUUCGAAACUUGAUGACCCUAUUCGCAAUCAUAGAUCUGGGUGUGAAUAAGUACGUGGGCAUAUUUGGGAAGCAGUCUGUUGAAUUUGUGAACGAGGCAGUUCGUGGAGAAAUCAGCCCGGAUGGAAGCAUGUGUAUGAUAAAGAUACCUUCUCUGAGGAGUGACACAAACGCGUUUGUUUUUCAGCUUUACAGUCUAGAGACUCGGGAACUGAUGUGUGAAAUCUCGCCGCCAUACAACCACUCUCUAUUUGCCUUUGAUCCACGGUUUUGUAUGUCCCGUAUUGCUGCCACCAGUUUUGUACAUGGCGAGGACAACAGCCUCAGUCUGGUUCAAGUUGGAUCAUGGGACGUCCUUGCCACCAACUCACGGGUCGAUGAUGUCCACCGAAGCCUUGAUCCUAACCUCAAGGACUUGAAGUUUUCUCGGGACGGACAUCUCAUCAUGGCCUUGAUGGUAACAAGCGGAUGCCACUGCCGGGAGAAGAAGGCCAGAAGAUUCCAGCCAAUUGAUUUGAGCAUUUAUAUUUUUGAUGGCGACAAUGCCCGUACUUUGCACUGUAUCCAAUACCACCGUUAUGCGUGUGGGUUGCACUCUUGCCCAAUAAACUACAUGCCUAUUUUCUCCCACUGUGGCAGUCGCAUGGCUAUCGUUCUCAAUGACAUGGAGACAACCAUCGACCAUGUUCAGAUCUACAAACUGCCGAUGCAUGGAUCACUGCAGAAUCGGUGCCGCAUUCGUAUUUUGCAACACUUCCCUCCAGAUGUCAUCUCCAGACUCCCAUUGCCAGCACGCCUCAUCAACUAUCUCAAGUUCAAACCAGAAUACGCGUGAACACCAUUUCAAGUUGAAUGAAAACUCAUUUCUUAGUAAUGACAUAUCCUUGGCAAUGCAGGCCUUUUUAUUUUCUCCUUAUCAGCUUAAUACCCUGGGGUGCGACUGGAUUCAUUAUUUCAUGUUGUAUUUCCUAGUUCACACACAUGGAGAAGUGGUGACGCCUGGUCUUAGUGUUCUGUGCAUAAAAAUUGCUGCAGUGUUAUUAAGAGCAGCAUGAAAUAAUUUUAAGUUAGUCAUACUUGAGAAAACUUUCACAAAAUUUGUCCUCUCCUCAAUCAGCUUAAGUGAAUCAUCCAACAAGAGCAAGAAGACGGCAGCCAUUUUUCCCAGGUCAAGUUGUUCCACAUCAGUCAUCCGUGCCUUGCAUCUGAUUGGUCAAGUUGGUAUAUGCUGCCUUGACCUCGACCACUGAUACCAUCCUCAUUGGUCCCAAGAUAUCACUUGGAGACGAAAUAUACCAAAGAGGUAGUAGAACAACCUUAAGAGGUUUUUUGUAUGGAAACCACUACUGUAUUCAACCUAAUAGAAGUGCCCUUUCAAUAAGUUACACAGAGGGUGGAGAUGGAACAUCAGCUGGCUUGUAUUGGAGAGGGUGGUGGGUCUCAAAUGGCAGUGUGUUAGUAAUGGCUUAAGGGCACUUAUUAGAUUGAAUACGGUGUAUUAUUUGUAUUUGAUAAUGAUAAGGUAGAAAGUAGGAUAUCCCUGUAGUCUUAGGCCAGAGUUUUUGUAUUUCUGGGUGUACAGACUUUUGUGUAAAAUCAUGGUUUGUCAUUUUGGUAGGUGGGAAAAAUCAUGUAAGCCAUGUUGAACGUGAAGUUUUGCUUUCGAUGGAAUAUAAAAAGGUGCUUUAACCAUUUUUUGCCAUUUUUCAUUACAUUUGGAUCAGAUGAACAUCAUGAGUCUGUAAGCAUUCUUUAUAAAAAGUCUGGCCUUUGGAGAUUCUAGAUUGAAAAAACAUUGUCAUUCUCUUUUAUAUGAAUAUUUAUUUUUGUUAACUCCAUUCUAAAAUGCUCAAGAAUGUUGUGGACAUAUAAUACUUCACGAUCAUUUUCCUUAUGAAUGGAAACAAGUGAAAAUCCUCGCAUCAUACUUGCCUAAUGACUGAUAUUACUUUCAUGGCAACUGCUUUUAUAAUGAUUGCUUGGUGUUUUUUUUAGGAUGACUCUUUCAAGGAAUGUUUUUCCUAGUUCUGUCAAAUUUGCUUUGAGCAGUGGUUCUGAACAAACGUUUUUUGUGUGAACGAGAGACAUAUCAUGUACAUUGCUUUGGGGAAACCCUUGUGAAAAGUCUUCAGUUUCACAUAGGCAGUGUUGACACAGGGUCGGGAUUUAAAAGGAAAAGAUCUUUUCAUUUGUCUACUGAUAUUGAUGCCAUUGUUGUGGAGAUAUUUGUAACAUCAUAUUGGUAACCAAAUAUUUUAAAAUCAAGUUCAUAUGAAGACACUCAUUAAAUCAAUCUCAUUAAAAUCAGAUCUAGUUCUCGCUACCGCUAAACAAAGAUCUGAAGACAUCCCAUUAGGGGUCACGUCAGAACGACCUUUCACCCGACCAAUCAG
Molecule: messenger RNA, 3225 nt
Organism: Haliotis rufescens (red abalone)
Lineage: Eukaryota; Metazoa; Mollusca; Gastropoda; Lepetellida; Haliotidae
Exons: 3
Coding region: 423-1667 (414 amino acids)
Biological process (GO): intracellular signal transduction
Source: RefSeq, a predicted model, not a curated record